AUGGCAGAUUCCGGGUGGAACUCCAGUCGCAUGUCAUGUCCAAGCGGCAGCAACGGGGCGGCAAAGUUGAAGCGACUGCUCACGCUUCCGGGAAACCGCCGAUGCGCCGACUGUGGCGCCCCUGAUCCACAGUGGGCCUCCCUCACGUUCGGCUCCAUCUUUUGCAUUCGCUGUUCGGGAGUGCACAGAUCGCUGGGCACUACGGUGUCGCGCGUGCGGUCUCUGGAGCUCGACCGCUGGACCCCGGCCCAGGUCAAGAGCCUCAAGACGCGCGGUAAUGACUUGGUGAAUGGCAUCCUCGAGAACGACGUGCCGUCCCACGUGCACAAGCCCACCCCGCGCUCUUCGUUCGAGGAGCUGACGGCCUGGAUCCAGGCCAAGUACGUCGAGCAGCGAUUCCGGCCCACGCCCAAGACCGCCGCGGAGUGGGCGCGGUUCGAAGCAGAAGACGCCCGGCUCCUCUGCGAUUCGGCCAUCGGCCACAGUCCGUGGCCUGCCCGCCGCGACGCCCGCCCGGAGGCUGCACACACUGCCCAGCCGCAUCAAGUCCUGCGAUGA
Molecule: messenger RNA, 558 nt
Organism: Acanthamoeba castellanii str. Neff
Lineage: Eukaryota; Discosea; Longamoebia; Acanthamoebidae
Exons: 7
Coding region: 1-558 (185 amino acids)
Molecular function (GO): GTPase activator activity
Source: RefSeq, a predicted model, not a curated record